This is a messenger RNA of Neogale vison (American mink), 2106 nucleotides long. RefSeq names its product zinc finger DHHC-type palmitoyltransferase 20 (gene ZDHHC20). Lineage: Eukaryota; Metazoa; Chordata; Mammalia; Carnivora; Mustelidae. The record is from RefSeq and is a predicted model, not a curated record. Bases 120 to 1217 code for a protein of 365 amino acids. Gene Ontology annotation, molecular function: protein-cysteine S-palmitoyltransferase activity. Gene Ontology annotation, biological process: synaptic vesicle maturation; protein targeting to membrane; peptidyl-L-cysteine S-palmitoylation. The transcript has 13 exons. Gene Ontology annotation, cellular component: endoplasmic reticulum; Golgi apparatus.
AGGCGGGGCACCUGGGCGAGGAGCGGCCCCGAGCGCCGGAGUCGCUGCCGCCGCCGCCGCCGGGCGCCUGGCGCUCCCCUCUUCAGUGGGGCGCUGGGUGCAGCAGCCGCCAGCGGAACAUGGCGCCGUGGACAUUCUGGCGCUGUUGCCAGCGCAGCGUGGGUUGGGUGCCGGUGCUCUUCAUCACCUUCGUGGUCGUCUGGUCCUACUACGCGUACGUGGUGGAGCUGUGCGUGUUUACCCUCUCUGGAAAUGGAGAAAAUGGAAAGGCCGUUGUUUACCUUGUGGCUUUCCAUCUGUUCUUUGUUAUGUUUGUAUGGUCCUAUUGGAUGACAAUUUUCACAUCUCCCGCUUCCCCUUCCAAAGAGUUCUACUUGUCUAAUUCUGAAAAGGAACGUUAUGAAAAGGAAUUCAGCCAAGAAAGACAACAAGAAAUUUUGAGAAGAGCAGCAAGGGAUUUGCCUAUCUACACCACAUCAGCUUCAAGGACCAUCAGAUACUGUGAAAGAUGUCAGUUGAUCAAACCUGACCGGGCACAUCACUGCUCAGCAUGUGACGUAUGUGUUCUUAAGAUGGAUCAUCACUGUCCUUGGGUGAAUAACUGUGUGGGAUUUUCUAAUUACAAAUUCUUCCUGCUCUUUUUAUUGUAUUCCUUGUUAUAUUGCCUUUUUGUGGCUACAACAGUUUUACAGUACUUUAUAAAAUUUUGGACGAAUGAACUCUCUGAUACACGUGCAAAGUUCCACGUACUUUUCCUUUUCUUCGUGUCUACAAUGUUCUUCAUCAGCGUCCUAUCACUUUUCAGCUACCACUGCUGGCUAGUUGGAAAAAACAGAACAACAAUAGAAUCAUUCCGCUCCGCCACAUUUUCAUAUGGACCUGAUGGAAAUGGUUUUUCUCUUGGAUGCAGUAAAAAUUGGAGACAAGUCUUUGGUGAUGAAAAGAAAUACUGGCUACUUCCAAUAUUUUCGAGCUUGGGUGAUGGUUGCAGUUUUCCUACUCGCCUUGUGGGGAUGGAUCCAGAACAAGCUUCUGUUACAAAUCAAAAUGAAUAUCCUAGAAGUAUUGGCUCAAAUCAACCCUUUCCUAUCAAACCACUUAGUGAAUCAAAAAACCGAUUGUUGGACAGUGAAUCUCAAUGGAUAGAGAAUGGAUCUGAAGAAGGCACUGUCAGAUCAGGGACAAAUAACCAUGUUACAGUGGCAAUAGAAAAUUGAGUACCACUUGUUCAUAACUAACCAUUUGAAUAAGAGCAAGGUUUAUAAAAACAUACUAUGGACUGAUAUUUUCAGUUUUAUUUGCAAGAAAAUGAUCAAUGGAAUGAAAUAACUGAAGUAUAAGAGAAGAUAUAUUUUUUAAAAAGGAAGCCUUUGUACAGAUCGCCGGAUCCACAGAAGCACUACCCCAGCGCAGAAAGAUGCCUUAAUCUUAAAUACACCCAUUUGUGCUACAUCAACUUACUGCUACAAAAGUGACUUAAUUUUACUCUGGAAAUAACACCCACCUGUUAUGAGAUGCUACACUAUGAGCUAUCAAGUCACAUGUUAACAGAGUAUAUGUAUUUUUUUGACAUCUGAGUUACAUAAUUAAGAGUUGUUUCUUAGUAUCCAUAUAAAGUUUCACUCUUGAAACACAAGCUGAAAAGUUAUCUUAAGUACAUGUAAGGCAGUAUAGUGGCUGAAGGUGAAUAAUAAUAUCUAUUUACUGUUGCUUAUACUGUGUAAGGAAAAGAAAAUAACUUUUUUUAUUGGGUGUUGCUGAUUUAUAAUUACUGUUUUAUACUUUUCAACAUUUAUAAUAAAGUUUUUUAUUGUUGGCUAUAAGAUAACACUCAGAAAGAUUCAGAUAUCUAAAUAUAAUUAUUUAAAACAUGGAGCACAUUUGUAUGAUUCAUUGAUGGCUUAGUUCUAAGCAUUAAUAUAACCAUGUAUUGUAGUGUUGUGCCCGAGGCUUAAAGGAAACUUGGCAGUAUAGGAAACAUUUUUGGUUCUUGCUGCAUUUAAAUUACUUUUCUGUUGAACUUUAAUGGGUAUUUUUUUUUGGUCAGGGAGUCACAAAGGCACAUGUGCUAUAGAAAUAUUGGACACAGAAUAGUGGCAGUGGCUA